UAUCGAGAUCCCGUGGAGUAUCCCCGAAUAUCUUCAAGGACCGACAGACCCUAGUCUAGCCCAGACACGUAGGUCUGAUCCUUGACUUCACCUCUGUUUGCACCUCUUCGCCAAGCUAUGCUAUGAAAGGAUUUCUUCGCGCCGUCAUGACUUCGCUCUCUGCACCUCCCCGUGUGCCCAUCCCCGCCAACGGCGUGGACUAUCGUGGCAAGCUCGUCCUUGCGCCGAUGGUGCGAUCGGGUGAACUCCCAUCUCGUCUUCUUGCUCUCAGAUAUGGCGCCGACCUCGUCUGGGGGCCCGAGACGAUCGAUCGCGCCAUGAUCGGAACCACCCGUCGAGUCAACCCCCGCAACGGCACCAUCGAGUUCUUCAGACGCCCCUCCAACGGUGGGCGCACCGACAGACCCGUCUACGAUUCCAUCAUCUACCGCAUCGACCCGGUCCGGGAGAAGGGCAAGCUUAUCUAUCAGAUCGGGACGGCUUCGCCGGAGCUCGCUGUCGAAGCCGCCAAGAUCGUCGCCGGUGAUGUGGCCGGCAUCGAUGUGAACUCGGGAUGUCCCAAGCCGUUCAGCACCAGUGGUGGAAUGGGUGCCGCGCUGCUGCGUACGCCAGACAAGCUGUGUGCGAUCCUCGAGGCGCUAGUCAGGGAGGUCGGAAACCCCUUUCAAAUCGGUAUCUCGGUGAAGAUUCGCAUCCUUGAUGAACCCGAGAUGACGGAGCAACUGGUGACGAGACUGGUCAAGACGGGCAUUACGGGGCUGACUGUCCACUGUCGGACAACGCCCAUGCGACCCCGGGAGAGGGCCAUUCGGGACCAGCUGCGCAUGGUCGCCAACGUGUGUCAUGAGGCCGGCGUUGCGUGCGUCAUGAACGGCGAUGUGACCUCGCGCGACCAGGGUCUGGCCCUAAUGGAAGAAUAUGGUGUGGAUGGCGCAAUGAUCGCUACUUCCGCCGAAUCCAACUCUUCCUGCUUCCGCACUGAAGCCGAAGGCGGCCUCCUGCCGUGGAAGGACGUCGUCCACGAAUACAUGAGAUUUUGCAUGGAAUCCGAGAACCGCUUCGGCAACACCAAGUACCUACUGAACAUGAUGAUCCCCGGCAGGGACAAGGAAUUCAAGGCCGCCAAGAACGCCAGGACCUACUGGGAUUGCUGCCACCUCAUGAAAUUCGAUGACCUGCUGCCUCUUGCCAAGCAGGUGGACGAGGUCCUCAACAUCGCGGACAGAUCCGUCUACAAUGAGGAAGCCCGUAAUAAGGCCGUUCAGAAUGCCCUCGAGAAUAACGACACUGCUCGUGCGGCUGGCGGUGCUCCUCGCUCCAAGCCCACCUCGCCCGUCGUUGCUGCUGCUGGAGGCCCCAUCCGCACCAACUCCAUCCCGAAGCCCGCGCCAAAGCCAGAGACUACAGCGGGUAUCGAAACCACUGUGCCCGAGCAGACGACUCAGCAGCCAGAGCUUGCGGCGUAAACCCGUCAGCCCAUUCCGGCCAUCUUCCUUGCUUUCUCUUUUUCUUCAUAUACAUAUUCGCAACUGGUGCAGGGAACCCGGUUAUCCAGUUUCCUUAUCGUCAAAAUCUCUUCAUUCUCCUGGUCUUUUGUGUCCAGGCCGCAUUAUCCUGGUGUUCAAGUACUGGUUUUGGUAAUUCGGAGGUUCUUAUAGAUUCCCAUGGUGUUUCAUUCAUGUCUUUCCCCGCACAUACAUAUCUGCAAUUUCUUCUCAAGUAAUAAGUCUACAUACACGGCCAAUCAACCCCAUCAAAAUAGAUAGAAAGGAAAAGUUAUUCAAUUAUCGA
Aspergillus steynii IBT 23096 is the source of this 1791-nucleotide messenger RNA. RefSeq names its product tRNA-dihydrouridine(20) synthase (NAD(+)). Bases 147 to 1466 code for a protein of 439 amino acids. Gene Ontology annotation, molecular function: flavin adenine dinucleotide binding; tRNA dihydrouridine synthase activity. Gene Ontology annotation, cellular component: cytoplasm. Gene Ontology annotation, biological process: tRNA dihydrouridine synthesis. The transcript has a single exon. The record is from RefSeq and is a predicted model, not a curated record. NCBI's taxonomy places the organism in Eukaryota, Fungi, Ascomycota, Eurotiomycetes, Eurotiales, Aspergillaceae.